AUGCCUCCACCAUGUGUUAUUGAAACAUGCAAACCAAUUAUUAAUGAUAUCAAACAUGAUAUAGAUCAAUAUGAAGAGAAUGGCAUUUUAGUUGAUGUUCAUCCUUUAAUUAUUAAUAACAAUUUGAUUUAUAUUGAAAAAUGGACAGUGAAUGAAAUUGAUAUAUCAACUCUUUCGUCUCUUUAUCGAACAAUCGAUUGUUCUAAUGGUGAUUGGCCUGUAUUAACUAGCAAUAAUCGAUUUUUACUAUUGAAUCAAUAUCCUAAUGUAUGUUUAUUUGAUAAAGAAUUAACUAUUGUAAAACAAUGUCCAUGGGAAUAUGAUCGUAUUCCUGAUAUGUGUUGGUCUUCAACAUUAAAUUGUUUUAUUAUGGACACAAAUAAAAAUGAAGUUUUUCAAGUUAAUGAAAAUUUAAUAUUAAUUCAAUCUAUUGAAACAAUCGAGAAGAAGGAGUGGUUGUCUUGUACAUGCUCGGAUGUGUCUCUAUUUCUUACGACUAAUGAUGGACAUUCUGGUAUUUUUGAAUUCAAUCUUUUAUCAUCAUUUUGUUUAAUUAAACAACGGAAAUUUCCUCAAAUUUGUAAUAAAGAUGAAUUUAUUCAUAAUAUUGCUUAUAAUAAUGGAACACUUGCUUUAUUAAUAUCAUACCAAUCCUUUAAAUAUGAUUCCAGUAAAACAGUACGUAUAGAAGUUCGAUCUUCAUCAACACUCGAUCAACUUUGGUCACUUCCUCUUAAUAUAGCAUAUCAGGAUGGACGAGUCAAUCGUACUAGAACGUAUGUUGAUGAAAUUCGAACUGAAACUGCAAAUCAAUUGGAAAAAACACUGUUGAAUCAAAAUAAUGUAUCUACUGUUGAAUCACUUAUUGUUAAUGAUAAAAAUAAACUUAUUGAAUUGAAUAAAAAACUUGACCGAGAAAUAAUUCCUUUUGGUCAUCGUUGUGCUGCUGAAAUUGCUCGACAAACAAAGAUACCUGUACGUACUCUCCGAAUUAUAUCACGUUUAUUUUGGUUUGAUUAA
Rotaria sordida is the source of this 1020-nucleotide messenger RNA. The record is from the annotation of a GenBank genome assembly. Lineage: Eukaryota; Metazoa; Rotifera; Eurotatoria; Philodinida; Philodinidae.